Messenger RNA from Pelobates cultripes (western spadefoot toad), 387 nucleotides. Lineage: Eukaryota; Metazoa; Chordata; Amphibia; Anura; Pelobatidae. The record is from the annotation of a GenBank genome assembly.
AUGGCUCUGCCCUCUCGCGCACUGCUCAGCGGCAACACAAACCGAAAACAGCAAGCCGGAAAAUGGCGCCAAAGACAGCGCAACACCCCAUCAACAUACAAACCCGCAUGGCACCUACACCUGAAUGCUAACAAAAUCCCACGCAGGCUCAAGCUGGUCUCCUCCCAGCCCAAAUCAAAGCCCGGCGCCAAAGCCAUGAAGAGCCUGCACUCCGACCCACGCCAGACCCGAUCGACACAGACAAGCAGACCUGGUCACUUUACAACAUGUACCUACGAGCAAAAGCAGAGAAACCUAGCAUCAGGGCUCUCAGGACUGGGAUCUGUGCUGGAUGAGCUCCUAUGUGGAUUACAGGUCUGGGCAGUAACCCCGGAGGGCUUAGGCUGA